Molecule: messenger RNA, 3286 nt
Organism: Moneuplotes crassus
Lineage: Eukaryota; Ciliophora; Spirotrichea; Euplotida; Euplotidae
Source: the annotation of a GenBank genome assembly
CAAAUGAGGACCCUUAAUGAUGAAGAAGUGGAAGAAGUAGAGGACAUCCUUAGGGAGAGACAUCCUCUAUUCUUUAAUGGCAUCACAAUUUCAGAUAUUUUCCCACCAUUCCAGUAUAUUCCUUGAUUGAAUAAGGAUAAUUCCAAGCAGAAGCCGGACCAAGAGAAGAUUUUACCGAAAGAUAUUGAGCGGAGUGAUGACCCAAGUGGAUCAGUUAUUCAUUCAGAUGGAGAGAAUACUUCCAAGUCAUUCCAUAUCCUUGGAUUUGGAACAGUUGCAUACUUAGAUUUCCAUAGAUACCUAAUGAUCUUGUACGGAAUCAUUGUGGUACUACUUUUACCAUCUUUAACAAUAUUUUUAUUUUAUGGAGAUGGGAGAAGAGUUGGAAGCUCAAUAUUCACAAGAAUGACACUUGCAAACAUCGGAUUCACCAGUGCAUUAUGCAAAGAUGUUACAUUAGCAGUUGGAAAUCUAACCUUGACUUGUCCAACAGGCCAAAUCGGGGAAAUAGUCAGCUUUGGAAUCAUCCCUUCCGAAGGAGUUAUUAAUGAUGCUUGCCUCCCAAAUGAAGAAACUACAAGAUGAAAUAGUAUCAUUGAUUUUGAGAAAGUUCAAGCGAAUCUGGAAGCUAGAUGUGUAGGAAAGCCAUACUGAACCAUUGAUGUCUUCAAACAGAUAUCAACAACAGGCCCUGAAGAAUGAGUCAGCUCAUAUGCUCAGUUCUAUACCCAGGUUUAUUGAGAGCUUCCCAAGAGCGAGGUUGGAGACAGGGAUAUUCUAAGUAUUUGGUUCAGCGUGCAGAUUUUACUUACUACAUUAGCUUAUAUAGGAUUUCUCUUCUUCCUCAGAAAGAGAACAUCACAAGAGUAUACUGAGUGGGAUGCCCAAACAACGACUCUCUCUGAUUAUUCCAUGCACUACAGUAUUCCUGAAGCUAUAUUUAAUGAUUAUAAGGAGAGAGUAUAUCGAGAUAAGAGGAUCAAUCCAGAUUUGAAGGAAGAUAUCCCAUCUCACAGAGAUCAGGAGAUAAACACACGGGAUUAUGAAGAAGAAAAUCUCCUUUUUGGUUUUAAGCUAUUUCUGAAAAACGAGUUUGAGAGAAUUCUUAAAGAGCAGCAGGCUAUAAAAUACGAUGACGACGACCUUGUCACCAUAUCACACAUUCAUCUAGGAUUUGACCAUACUUAUCUCCACUCCUUGCUUCAGGACAGAGGAUCUGCAAUUAAGAAAGGUAAAGUUGAGAAAAAGGAAAAUAUCGAGAAGAAAAUUGUCGAUUAUAUCACUGAAAAUAAAGUUUAUCUUUCCACACCAAGAGAUGCUUAUAUCAUUUUUGAGACUGAAGAGAGUUACCAUAGAGCAAUGAAGUUCACAUCAAUAAAGAAAUGUGGCUCUGAGCUGCCGACUACUCAAUGGAGAGGGACUAAUCUGAUCUUUAGUAGUGCGAAAGAACCUUCAAAUAUAUCCUUUGAGAGCAAGUUUAAGAGCAGGGCUGUCUUUAUUGGAAAAGUCAUUAUGGUCGCUAUCAUACUCGUCAUUGCCUUACUGACAACAUGUUAUCUUAUUUUCUUCUUCCAGGACCGAAUCAACAGAUUAAACAGACAGUAUCCUGAAGUCAAUUGAAAUGCUGUGGUUGCUGAUUCUACUCCAGAGAUGCUGAAUGAUUAUGCAAUGUUAGAGUACUUUCACUAUGAGUCAUCAGAUAAAAGUGAUGAAACAAUUCUGAUGCUCAACACUGAUAACCUACAAUGCUUCUGUGAUAACUUGAGGGACGAUAUUGGGUAUUUAGAUGCUUAUAACAAGGAGUUCAAUAUACAAGUUUUAGGGCAUGAUAUAAAUGGGAAAGUCUGUAAUGACUAUCUUCAAUCUGCAAUCUUUAUAAAGGCAACAGCAGUUAUUCUCCCAGUAAUGAUUAUCAUCUUCAAUGUUGUCUUAAAGAUGCUAGCUAUUAAUCUUGUGUACUGGCUACAUAUCGAGAAUAGAACAGUAAAUAUUGCUAUAAUUCAGAGUGUCGUAUUCAUUCUGAUGUUCUUUAACAGUGCCCUGGCUAUUCUUCUUAUUAACGCCAACAUAGAAGGCUUCAACGAUGAUGGUGUCUUUUUCAAUGGUCUUUACUCUGAUUUUAGUGAUGAUUGGUUUGAUAAAAUAUCAAUGUUCUUUAUUUCACCAAUGUUUGCACAAUUGGUGUUCCCGAUCAAUGCCUUCUUACCUGGAUACAUUAUUCAAAAAGUAUUAGCAAUGCUGGAUAGAAAUUUUUCUGAUAAAAAGUUGUAUAAGACAAAGUGUAAUCUCGCAUAUGAUUAUGCAGAUCUGAACUCUGGUACUGAACACCUACUCUAUGAAAAAUAUCCUAGACUGCUUAAUAUCAUUUUCGUUUCGAGUUUUUAUGGGUUUGGACUGCCACUAUUACCAAUUUUAAUCUUUGUUUGCUUGAUUAUUUCUUACUUUAUUGACAAGAUAGUGAUUGCCCUUUAUCAUCGGAAGCCACCUCUAUAUGAUGACACUUUGAAUGUAGUUAGUAUCCACCUCUUGAAAUGGGCUGCUUUCUUCUAUAUUGCUAUUGCAUUCUGGAUGCUGACUAACAAACAGAUCUUUGGGAAUGACUUAAAGCCAAUUGCCUACCAGGCCCAGAUAGAGUACUACGAUCAUUAUAUUCUAGAAGUGCCAGAUACCUACCAAGAAUGUGUUGUUCUAGCUGUGGCGUUGCUAAUCCUUGGUUUUCUGAUUGUAGACCUUAUCUACAGGCUCUUCUAUCCUCUUUAUGAGACCACUAACCAGGAAGAAAUUGAAGAAUUUGAAGACCUCCCAGUAUUCUCAAAAGCUUUGAAUGUGAAAAACCUUGAUUUCUGGGUCAAUGAGGAAAAGCAAAUCCGUGAGAAAUAUGGAUACAAAUACCUCUUUGACGAAUUUUAUCAUAAGAUUAAAGAGAGGUACAACUCUGCUACAGAGAGGAAGAAUUUAAGAGUGAAACACACAAGCCAUAAAGAACAUAUUUCUGAUGCUACGAACUAUGACUUACUAUAUAUGAACAACUAUUCCCAUAAAUAUGCUUAUAUCCCUGCUUCUCAGAGAAGAGGCCAGACUAUUGACAACGAUUCUAACUUUACAAGAAGGGUUUUAGACUUUCCAUACCACCAGGAUACCCAGAUUUCCUUCUAUGACCCUGGGCAUGCAUUUACUAAUAAUAGUUGCAGAGGAGAGGAGACCAAGGAACAGCCUCUAAAGAAGUUGAUUACUCAUGUCGUGGUUUAGUGUAAAAAUUGCGAUUUAAAACCAAAUUAUUUAGAAA